Messenger RNA from Tripterygium wilfordii, 4212 nucleotides. RefSeq lists its product as uncharacterized. The transcript has 13 exons. The record is from RefSeq and is a predicted model, not a curated record. The coding region runs from base 332 to 3184 and encodes 950 amino acids. Lineage: Eukaryota; Viridiplantae; Streptophyta; Magnoliopsida; Celastrales; Celastraceae. Gene Ontology annotation, molecular function: phosphatidylinositol binding.
CAGUACACGUGUCUCUCUAACGAGCAACGACGCCUUCGACUUUUGUCUUCUCACCACGUUCUUUUCUUCUUCCUCAAACAGAUUUCUCGCGCUUUUCAGAUUCUCCUCUCUGUGUUGUUUCUAUUGAUUUGCUGGUAGAGGUGAGGCAAGCCCUAAUUCGUGUCAAUCUUUGUUCUUAGAUUGAUUUGGCGCGCGGUUAUAUGCUACUUCUAGUUUAUGAGAGGGGUGUGAUGAGUCGAAUUAUCCUUCAGUGAUCGAGAUUGGUUGAUCGGAGAAGUCUAAAGGCUCGUAGGUUUCUUGUUUUUCUUUUCUGUGUUAUCUGAUAGUAACGAUGAAGGCGAUGGAGACGAUACAAGAUCUGAUUGAGGAAGCGAAAGUUAGAACGCUGUGGUGGGCUCUGUGUAUAUUCUCCGUUACUUACUUCUUAUCUCAUACAAGCUCAUCAAUGUUGAUGAACUUGCCCAUAUCUAUUCUAUUCGUUUUGGCGUUACGCAUUCUAGGUAAUGAGGUGCAGUUCAGCUGGAAAGCCCGAACAGCUCACCGCCAAACCUAUUUGUCUCAUUUGGAGAAGAAACAGUUAUCCAUGAAUGAUUCAAGGCCUUCUACUGCACCACUCCCGCCAAAGUGGAAGAGAAAAAUCGAUUCUCCUAUAGUGGAAGCUGCUAUCACUGAUUUUAUCAAUAAAAUAUUAAAAGAUUUUGUGAUAGAUUUGUGGUAUUCUGAUAUCACAUCAGACAGGGAGGCCCCCCAGCUGAUGCAUGCAGUUAUUAUGGAUGCUAUUGGUGAAAUAUCAGGAAGGGUUAAAGAGACCAACCUUGUCGAUUUGCUAACAAAGGAUGUUGUUGAUUUAGUAGGUGACCACUUGGACCUUUUUAGAAGAAACCAAGCAGCAGUAGGUAUUGAGGUAAUGGGAACGUUAUCUUCUGAGGAGAGGGAUGAACGAUUGAAAUAUUAUCUUUCUGCUUCUAAGGAGCUACAUCCUGCACUGAUAUCUCCUGAGAGUGAGUACAAGGUUCUUCAGCGGCUUAUAAGUGGACUAUUAGCUGUAGUAUUAAGACCUCGGGAAGCCAAUGUUCCUUUGGUUCGUUGUAUUGCUAGAGAGCUCGUAACUUGCUUGGUGAUGCAACCUCUUAUGAAUUUAGCAAGCCCUGGGUAUAUCAAUGAAUUGAUCGAGUGUAUAUUGCUCGCCUUUAAUGAUGAUAGCACUAAAGAGGUGGGUGGUAAUCAGUCGGCAGGGGGCAGACAUAAUGGUGAUUCAACUGCCACAAAAUUUUCAUCCUUGCAUUAUCCAGGACAUGAUAUGACUUUGGCCAAGGUUGACGACUACAAAGAUACAUUGGUUAAUCAAAUUAGCUACCAGGAAGAGUUAAUGCAGCCAAGACCUGCUGAUUGGGCACGAAUGCUGGAGGUUGCCACUCAAAGAAGAACUGAAGUCCUCAUGCUCGAAAAUCUCGAAAACAUGUGGACGAAAGGAAGAAAUUACAAAAAGAAGGAGCAAAAAAAUAUUAAAAAUAUAAUCCAAGAACCUGUUGCAAAAGGUUUUGGAAGCAGUGCUGUGCCUUCGAGGAAUUUGGGGAAGGAAGGGUUGACCAAGAGUGGAAUCCCCACAGUAAAAGAACAGAAACCUGCGGUGCAAAUAGCCCCUGAUCUGCUAGGUGAAUAUGAACGUGGGGUACAUUUGUCACAGAAUCUUCAAAAGCAAUUGUCUGUUGAGGAAGGACUUCAUUUUGGUGAAUUUAAGAACACAAGUGAACUUGCCAUAAAUGAAAAUAGAAACAAGCUUAAGAGAUCGAAUAGUACUUCUGCUCUAAAAGUUCAACCUGAUAUGAAAAAGGUGUUUACAGUAGAUGAUGGAGGGCCAAUUAUAUCAGAGUUCUACUCUCCCGAUUUUGGCAGCCGCAGUGAGGACUAUAGUGUUAAAAGAACGUCAGAUAUGUUAAUUCACUCUGUGGGACCACCUUUUCCGAAGCUAAGAUGUAGGGUUUUGGGAGCAUAUUUUGAGAAACUUGGAUCGAAGUCCUUUGCAGUCUAUUCAAUUGCGGUGACAGGUGCUGAAAACAGAACUUGGUUUGUGAAGAGAAGAUACAGGAAUUUUGAACAAUUGCACAGACAUCUGAAAGGCAUUCCCAAUUACACAUUGCAUCUGCCCCCCAAAAGAAUAUUCUCCUCAAGCACAGAGGACGCUUUUGUUCAUCAGCGCUGCAUUCAGUUUGAUAAAUAUCUACAAGAUCUUUUGUCCAUAGCUAAUGUUGCCGAGCAGCAUGAAGUGUGGGAUUUCUUAAGUAUUUCCUCAAAGAAUUACUCCUUUGGAAAGUCUUCUUCGGUGAUGAGAACACUGGCAGUUAAUGUUGAUGAUGCUGUGGAUGAUAUUGUACGCCAGUUUAAAGGGGUUUCUGAUGGUUUAAUGCAUAAAGUUGUUGGUACGUCACCCCUUUCAGUGGAAGCCUCUUCUUCAAUCUCGAGUAGGCAUGUUUCUUUGAAUUCAGAUGAGAUGAAUAAAUACAUUUUAAGGCAGAAUAUGUCGGGAACGGCGAAUAGUUCUUCUGAUAAUGAAGCAAAUGACAAAGAAGUGAGGUCUAGUCCGCAGGGCAAUGGGUGGCAUUCUGACAAUGAAUUGAAGUCAAAGAGUUUUCCACCUCGGGUGGUUACGUGCGGUGAAGAAUCUAAAAAUUCAGUUUUGGAGAAUAUACAUGACGUGAGAGUGAAAUCUGAAUGCGGUCCCUUGACAAACUUGCAUGUAACCUCCUGUGAUAUGGAUGAUCCAGUUGGAAUGCCACCAGAGUGGACCCCGCCAAAUGUAAGUGUGCCUUUGUUGAAUCUUGUUGAUAAGGUCUUUCAGCUGAAGAGAAGAGGUUGGCUAAGAAGACAAGUGUUUUGGAUAUCUAAGCAAAUACUUCAGUUAGUCAUGGAAGAUGCAAUUGAUGAUUGGCUCUUGAGGCAGAUAUAUUUGCUUCGUAGAGAAGAAACUAUUGCUCAAGGGAUUCGGUGGGUUCAAGAUGUAAGAACUAACCCAGUUAUCGGAACCAUUGAUUUAUUUGCAUCCAUGCCUUCACGACCUUGCCUUUGCCACCGACCCCUUUAUUUUUCUUUGUGUCCCUUUGCUCAACUUUCAUGCUAUUGGUGUGCGCCGCUUCAAUAUUUCAGAUGCAAUAUACAUUUGGCAUGGGCAGAUAAAUUUCAUUGAAGCUAAGUAAAAUUUAUAACUUCUCGUGUUUUUUAUUAUGAUAUUUUUAGCUCCUUCUGAGGAUCUUGUCGUCAUUAAUAACAACUGUACUAUCCUCUUAAAAUUUUAAGCAGUAAGGACUGCAAAUGCAAACCCCUAGCUUCAAUUGUACAGACAACCUUACGAACUUCAUGAAGCAAUAGUUAUAUAUCUAAGCAGAAGAAUUUUGGUGCAGCAAUGCCAUCUUGUGCAUUUGAUAUUUUCGGCUUUAGAUCACUAUCUUUUAUUGGUUUAGAAUUUCACUCUUUAUGGAAUUAGAUAACUUAUGAAAGUUUCAAGAUGCAGUUAGACAGUUGUCUCCUUGAGCCUAGGUGCAGAGCAUGCUGCAAACACAUGCUUGAAUUGGUUCGUCUGUUAUUUGAAUUGUUUGCAUUCAUAUAUAUGACAAAUUAUGACAUAGAAAGAGCUUCAAGAAGUAAAAAGAUUUAUCAGUUUUGGCUACUAUCUAAGAUGAGCCAAACAUCUUUUGACACUCAAAUAUUUGGUGCAAUUCUUUGUAAUUUUUAACAUGUAGUCUUUGUAGCUUCUGCAACCCCAGUUGCCAGAUUGACAAUCUGCCUGUUAGGCAUUGAAUUUAUGUAAGCAAUGAACUAUUAGGUCACUAAUACUUUUUUACACAUUUUUUAAUGUUUUAUUUUGUCUAACCGUGAGCAUUAGUGUCAUUGCUUACAUGACUGCAAGGUGAUUGGAUAUCCUUCUCUUUGAUAAAUCUGAACUAUCGAGUUUACAUCCUUAAAUUUAAUGCUCAUCAUGUUUGUCGUGUGUGUGUGUCCAUGCGAGUGCGUGUAAGCAAACUUGAAAGGUCGAGCAAUGUGCACAUUCUACUCUAAUUCUAGAUUUUCUUUAGGCUCUCUGGCCUGAUGGAACAUUCUUUACAAGAGUUGGGAUUGAUCAGAACAAGGAAGAUGAUCCUCAACUUCAUCAUAAACCGUUUCAGAUUUUAAGCCAAUUUGGCAGCGACAAGGUCUCUGAACCAUGUUUUUUUGAGC